CACAACAUCAGGAGCACACGAUGCAGGGUGUUGAGUCGUGCAACAUGGGCUGCGAGCUCUCUGCGUGGCUCAACAGCUUCACACCUGCGCCAUGCACACCACCGCCCGUCGCUGAAUUCGAGGCGCCACCAGUGUUGUCCACACAGCAGCAGCAGCAACAACAACAGCAGCAGCAGAAAAAGGAUAGACCAAAGGACAGGAAAGACUUGCCAUCGGAUGAAACGUCCAGUUCUGCAACUGAGGGGAACAGCGGUUCGACCAAAGCCGGGCGGGACAAGCAACAAAAAACGAAGGACAGGGAGGAGGAGGAGGAAGACAAAGGAAAGGGGGAUGCCGUGUGGCUGCGACCGCAGAUCGUGGUGUCGAAGAAAGGGCGCGCAAACGACGAGUACAUCACCAAGACGACAGGCCGCAUCGCAGGGGAGGUGAGCGGACUUGCGACAACGAUUGGGGAGCAGACGGCGCUGCUAGAAGGCGUCAACAGGAUCUAUCACGAGUACCGCAAUCAGCCCCAUUUCGGCCGCGCAGACGAUGUCCUCCCAGAUUUGUACAAACACAAGCACGAAGUCCGCGCGAAUCACACGCGGAUGCAGUGCUGUCACGCCCAACUCGCUGUCCUCGAAGGUAUUUCGCUUCAAACUGCCCUUCGCCGCAGCAUUCGUCGCCGCAGCAGCAGGCGAACACGCACACGCGCCCACGCACGCACACAUGCGCACACGCACACACGCGCGCGUGCGAUUGCGGAGGAAAACGCAGAUGACGAUGACGAUGACGACGAGGAUGAUGAUGAUGAUGAUGAAGGGGAGGAGAGCGAGGACUGGGACGAUGACGAUGAUGAUGACGAUGGUGAUCAUGAUGAUGAUCAUCAUGAUGGUGGUGGUGGUGUUGAGACGCGAGUUGUGGACUCGCCAGAUCUCAGCAGCGGUGCACACGUCAGCGCUGUCGUCAUGUUUGACUACUUGGGCGAAACAAAGGAGCACAUCUCUGUCCAAAGUGGUGACGUCGUCAAGCUUCAUGAGUGUGUGGACGACGGGUGGUGGCGCGUUGGGCACGGCGAUGCUGUUGGGCUCGUUCCCCGCUCCUACCUCGCCGCCUUUGUUGGAAACCCGCGCAAGCUGGCGCGAACGCUGUAUGCGUACACGGCGGCGGCAGAGGGCGAGCUCUCGUUUGAGGCGGACCGGCUCAUCCGAGUCACAAAGUGGAAUGCAGCGCCAGGAUGGACCGAGGGCGAGUACAACGGUCAGCGCGGCGUGUUUCCUUCCUCGUACAUCGAUCGGCUGCACACGGCAUAACACACACACACACACACACACACACACACAAGCACACAUGAACAC
Salpingoeca rosetta is the source of this 1337-nucleotide messenger RNA. RefSeq lists its product as uncharacterized. The transcript is spliced from 9 exons. Gene Ontology annotation, molecular function: protein binding. Lineage: Eukaryota; Choanoflagellata; Craspedida; Salpingoecidae. The record is from RefSeq and is a predicted model, not a curated record. The coding region runs from base 21 to 1292 and encodes 423 amino acids.